AUGGCUGCGUGUGGAAGGGAAAAUAACCUUAAUAAUGGUUGGAGGUUGAGUUUUCCGGCGUUGUGCCCCGGUUUGACGGUGGUUGUGGCUCGGUUGAAUGAAAUUAUUACCUCUGGUGCAAAGACUGUUGAUAGCAAUGGAUCACCUGAAUUUCCUUGGACGGUUGACGGAGCUGGAUUACCACCCAAUGCAUCAGAGUUACUUCCCAAACUGGUAAAGUUGACUAAGAAGGUUACUGAACAAGUAAGACUACUUGCAAAAGAUGAAGAUGAGAAACUUACAGAGAGAAGCUUAUAUGAUGUAAUUCCUCCUUAUGACCAAGCAAAAGCUCUUGGCAAGACAAAUAUCGAUGUUGACCGUAUAGCUGCCGGAUUACCUUGUGGAAGUGAGGGGUUUCUGUUGAUGUAUGCUCGUUGGAAAAAGCUUGAAAGGGACUUGUAUAAUGAACGCAAGGAACGCUUUGAUAUCACCCAAAUUCCUGAUGUUUAUGAUUCAUGCAAAUAUGAUCUCUUGCACAAUGCACAUCUUAAUCUAGAAGGACUGGAUGAGCUUUUCAAAGUUGCUCAGUUGCUUGCUGAUGGUGUAAUCCCAAAUGAAUACGGAAUCAAUCCAAAGCAGAAGCUGAAGAUUGGCUCGAAGAUAGCCCGUCGGUUAUUGGGAAAACUUUUAAUUGAUCUGAGGAACACUCGAGAAGAAGCCAUUAGUGUUGUCGAGUUAAAGAAUAACCAAGACCAUCAUUCAUUAUCCACGAAAAUUGAAAAGGAAGAUGCAGAGGCCAAUUCAAAAUUUUUCCAUAAGAAUGAUGAAAUACGGAAAUCGAACACUUUAAAUGAUAUAUCAAUGGAUCAAGAUGAUGACGAUGAUAAAGAGACCAAAUAUCGUUUAGAUCCAAAGUAUGCAAAUGUGAAGACACCUGAACGCCAUGUGCGAACACGCUUAUACUUCACAUCGGAAUCACAUAUCCAUUCUCUUAUGAAUGUUCUUCGUUAUUGUAAUUUGGAUGAAUCUCUUCUAGGAGAGGAGAGUCUUGUAUGCCUCAAUGCUCUAGAGCGACUAUCUAAAACAAAGGAGCUUGACUAUAUGAGCUACAUUGUGCUGAGGAUGUUUGAGAACACAGAGGUGGCUUUAGAAGAUCCGAGAAGGUACCGCAUAGAGAUGACCUUCAGCCGUGGUGCCGAUUUAUCCCCACUGGAGAAGAAUAAUGGUGAGGCUACUUCAUUGCAUCAGGAGCACACACUACCUAUUAUGGGUCCAGAGAGGCUGCAAGAUAUGGGAUCAUAUCUCACAUUAGAAACUAUGGAGAAGAUGAUUCGCCCAUUUGCUAUGCCUGCAGAAGACUUUCCUCCACCAUCAACACCUGCAGGGUUUUCUGGCUAUUUCACAAAAAGUGUACUUGAGCGUCUGGUAAACCUUUGGCCUUUCCAUAAGCAUGCCAAUUCAAAUGGGAAAUAGCAAACUAGAAAAUGCUCUUCCUCCCUCUCCUUUAAUCUCUCCUGUCUCAUAUUUUUUAUUGUAACGGGAAAACCUUGAUCAUCCAAAGCGAGCUUUGGGCUCCUUCGGAGAAAUUUUUGAAACAACUAACAUCUUCUAAUAAUCAAACACUAUACUGUUUGAAGUAGUAGAAAG
This is a messenger RNA of Gastrolobium bilobum, 1626 nucleotides long. RefSeq names its product inositol hexakisphosphate and diphosphoinositol-pentakisphosphate kinase VIP2-like. Gene Ontology annotation, molecular function: inositol hexakisphosphate kinase activity; diphosphoinositol pentakisphosphate kinase activity; 5-diphosphoinositol pentakisphosphate 1-kinase activity. The record is from RefSeq and is a predicted model, not a curated record. Lineage: Eukaryota; Viridiplantae; Streptophyta; Magnoliopsida; Fabales; Fabaceae. Gene Ontology annotation, biological process: inositol metabolic process; inositol phosphate biosynthetic process. The transcript is spliced from 12 exons. Bases 1 to 1452 code for a protein of 483 amino acids.